CUAAUCAUACAGUACUUAUUCUUUCUCCAAGGGGCAUUGCUGAAAUUUCUUCAUCCCGCUCUACCAAGUGUUGUCUCUGGUGCUACUGAAGGGCCAUCAACAUCGUCUUCGUCACAUGUUUAUGAGGAGGAGCAAGUGGAAGACAACAUUGCGGCGUCCACACCACUUCCCAGCAGUGGUUCAACAGAAGCAGUGCCAUCAACUCCAUCACGACUUGAGGAGGAGCAAGUGGAAGCAUCCACACCACUUCCCAGCAGUGGUUCAACAGAAGUGCCAUCAACUCCAUCUCCACUUCAUGAGGAGGACAAAGAGGAAGAUGACAUUGACAUGGCAGAGACCACCCCACCAUCCAGAACUGGGGUACCUGUAGGUAUUGCAAGCACCACAUUAAGUGAUGACCCAGGAUGUUGGCCCAGUGUCCUAACAAGCAGUAUGCGCUGUGAAAUAGUCAAAAAAGGACCUGUGCAAAUCAUGGACAUUGAAUUCCCGCAAAACUUAGACAAUCCUCCUCGAAGAUUCACCAAGGACAGUUACAAAAGAACCAUGAAAAAUGGUGAGAAUAUACAUCGAUCGUGGCUGGUGUAUUCCAUCCACACAGAUGGAGUGUUCUGUUUCCCUUGUACUGUUUUCGGGAAGCGUGAGCGUGACAAUGCCUUAACGACCUGUGGCUACGGUGGAUGGAAGAACCUUUCCUAUCGCCUAAAAAAACACGAGUGCACAAAGGUGCACUGUGACAAUGUGAAAAAGUGGCACGACCUUCAGAGGAGACUGCAAACCAGUACACUGAUUGAUCAAAGACAGAUGGAGUUGAUGCAACUUGAAGUUGAACACUGGAAAGGCGUGAUUCGGAGAGUGAUUGCCAUAGUUUCCCAUCUGGCAGAACGCAACCAGGCUUUGAGAGGAACUACCAGUACCGUGUAUGAUCGCCACAAUGGGAAUUUUCUGGCUCAAGUGGAACUCCUAGCACAGUUUGAUCCGGUAAUGAAUGAACACAUCAGACGAAUACAAUGCAAAGAGACAAAGGUGCAUUACCUGAGUGGAGUCAUUCAGAACGAAAUCAUUCAGCUGGUCGGAGACAAAAUCCUACAGGAGAUUGCAAGAAGAGUGCACAAAGCAAAAUACUUCUCCGUGAUCAUGGAUUGCACUCCUGACAUCAGCCACAAGGAACAACUUUCUGUUGUUCUCAGGAUUGUCAACUGUGAAACACCUGUUUCUAUUGCUGAGCAUUUUUUGGGAUUUGUACAUGUUGAAGACACAACUGGUAAAGGGCUCAGUGAAAUCCUGCUUGACCAGUUGGAGAAGCACAACCUCAGCAUUUCAGAUUGCCGUGGGCAGUCAUACGACAAUGGCAGCAAUAUGAUGGGCCACAAACAGGGUGUGCAGGCAAGAAUUUUAGAGCUGAACAACAAGGCGCUAUGCAUCCCAUGCAGCAGUCACACACUAAAUCUGGUUGUGUCAGAUGCUGCCAAGUCUUCAGUGUUGUCCAUGUCUUUUUUUGGUAUGCUGCAACGACUGUACAACCUUUUCAGUUCCUCUGUGCACCGCUGGGCAAUUUUGAAGCAGCAUGUGAAGCAGCUCACCCUUAAGCCACUUUCAGGGACGAGAUGGGAGGCCCGAAUUGACAGUGUGAAGGUAGUGCGGUACCAUCUACCUGAAAUACUAGACGGACUGUCAGCACUGGAGACAUAUGCUACAGAGAAGGGGGACUCAGAGACCAUGUCCUCAGCAAAAAGCUUACAUGGUGAGCUUAAAACAUGGUCCUUUCUUCUGUGCACAAUAACCUGGUACAACGUUUUGUAUCAGGUUAACCAUAUGAGCAAGCUCCUCCAGAGCCCGGAUGUUUCAAUGCAAACACUGAAAAAAGAAACCGAGGGAGUGACAGAGUACCUAGAAGAUUUCAGGGAAAAUGGACUCGCAUCAAGCCAAACGGAUGCAAUGGAGAUUGCAGAAGAUCUGGAAAUUGAGAGGAAAUUGCCUGAGAAAAGGCAACGUAAAAAGAAAAGGCAGUUCCUUUACGAGAGUACAGAUGAAACCCAAUCGACCCCAGAAGAGGCCUUCAGAAGGGACUUCUUCCUGCCUUUGGUUGACACUGCCAUCACCAGCCUAAAAGACAGAUUUUCCAGACUGGAGGGGGUGUAUGCCCUGUACGACUUCCUGUUCAGCAUUGAUAUCAUGAGGGCCACAAUCAAGACUGGGAAAUUGCAUGAGAGAUGCAGGAAAGUGGAACAAACCCUCCAUGAUAUUGAUGCAGACGACUUGGCAUUGGAGAUCAACUCUGCUGUCCACACCUUUCCAGAUGAAGUAUCCAGGUGCCCAUUUAAAAUGCUGGACUACAUAUACAGUGAGAAGCUGUUGGACCUGUACAGCAAUUUAAGCAUUGCACUGCGCCUACUUCUGACCCUUCCUGUCUCGGUUGCCUCCGGAGAGAGGAGCUUUUCAUCUCUGAAGCGCAUAAAGAAUUACAUGAGGUCAACUAUGAGCCAAGAGAGGCUCUCUGGACUGGCACUCAUGUCAAUUGAGAGUGACGUCCGCAGGUCUUUGGACUUGGAGGGGAUUGUGUCUGCAUUUGCUGAGGCCAAGGGCCGCAAGCAGCAGUUUCAGUAGGAAAUAAAAAAAAUAAUAAAGGCUACUUUUCAGUGUAUGUUUGACCUCUUUUGUGAUUAAAACGCACAGAAUUGCGGAAAUUUUUUUUUUAAAGGCCCCCAACAACUUCUUUGCCUAGGGCCCCCAAAAUCCUAGAAACGGGCC
Molecule: messenger RNA, 2748 nt
Organism: Eleginops maclovinus (Patagonian blennie)
Lineage: Eukaryota; Metazoa; Chordata; Actinopteri; Perciformes; Eleginopidae
Product: zinc finger MYM-type protein 1-like
Exons: 4
Coding region: 328-2604 (758 amino acids)
Molecular function (GO): protein dimerization activity
Source: RefSeq, a predicted model, not a curated record